Molecule: messenger RNA, 6782 nt
Organism: Notolabrus celidotus (New Zealand spotty)
Lineage: Eukaryota; Metazoa; Chordata; Actinopteri; Labriformes; Labridae
Gene: mtm1
Product: myotubularin 1
Exons: 16
Coding region: 134-1954 (606 amino acids)
Biological process (GO): mitochondrion distribution; negative regulation of autophagosome assembly; muscle cell cellular homeostasis
Cellular component (GO): plasma membrane
Molecular function (GO): phosphatidylinositol-3,5-bisphosphate 3-phosphatase activity
Source: RefSeq, a predicted model, not a curated record
CCAGCCAAUCCGCGCCCUGACAGCACGGCACGUGACGUGGAGUAAGUUCCUGCUGUGGCUUGAGGGAAACAGAUCGACAUUCAGCCACGGGAGAAUCGCACUUUGCGGCCUGUGGAAGCCCCCUCCCCGAGCGAUGGCCUCACCAGUCUCAGUCUAUAACUCCAACGCCUUGGAAACACACAUCUCCAGUACGUCCAGAGAGUCUCUGAAGAUGGAGUUGUUGUCUGACGUGACUCUGCUUCCAGGAGAGGAGAGGAUCAUAGAUAAAGACGUCAUGUACAUGUGUCCCUAUAACGGAGCGGUGAAAGGAAAGGUGCUGAUCACAAACUACAGACUCUACUUCAAGAGCUCAGACGCUGACGUGGCGGUGAUGUUGGACGUUCCUCUGGGUGCUAUCGGUCGAGUGGAGAAAAUGGGCGGGGCCUCAAGCAGAGGAGAGAACUCCUACGGCCUGGACAUCACCUGCAAGGACAUGAGGAACCUGAGGUUUGCAUUAAAGCAGGAGGGUCACAGCAGGAGAGACAUCUUCGAGCUGCUCUUCAGACACGCCUUCCCCCUCUCCCACGGCCUGCCGCUGUUUGCAUACUUGACUCAGGAGAAGUACGAGGAGAACGGUUGGAGUGUCUACAAACCCAUAGAGGAGUUCAGACGGCAGGGCUUACCCAACAACAAGUGGCGUAUCACUUUCAUCAACAAGAGCUACGAGCUGUGUGACACCUACCCCACCGUGCUGGCUGUUCCUUUUAAGAGUAAAGAGGAGGACCUGAGGAGGGUCUCUGCCUUCAGGUCCAGAGGACGCAUCCCGGUUCUGUCGUGGAUCCAUCGAGAGAACCAGGCGGUGAUCGUGCGCUGCAGUCAGCCUCUGGUCGGCAUGUCGGGGAAAAGGAACAAAGACGACGAGCGUUACCUGGACAUGAUCAGAGAGGCCAACGACACCACCAAACUCACCAUCUACGACGCCAGGCCCAACGUCAACGCCGUGGCCAACAAGGCGACCGGAGGAGGGUAUGAGGGAGAUGAGUACCAGAAUGCAGAGCUGAUCUUCCUGGACAUUCAGAACAUCCAUGUGAUGAGAGAGUCUCUGAAGAAGCUCAAAGACAUCGUUUACCCCAAUGUGGAGGAGUCUCACUGGCUGUCCAGCUUAGAGUCCACGCACUGGCUGGAGCACAUCAAGCUUGUGCUGUCAGGAGCCAUCCAGGUGGCUGAUAAGGUCUCAGGAGGGAACUCUGUGGUGGUUCACUGCAGCGACGGCUGGGACAGGACGGCUCAGCUCACCUCGCUCGCCAUGCUGAUGCUGGACAGUCACUUCCGCACGCUCCGAGGGUUUCAGGUUCUGAUUGAAAAAGAGUGGAUCAGCUUUGGACACAAGUUUGCUUCAAGGAUAGGACAUGGAGAUAAGAACCAUGCAGACCAGGACAGAUCUCCCAUCUUUGUGCAGUUCAUUGACUGUGUGUGGCAGAUGACCAAACAGUUCCCAACAGCGUUUGAGUUCAAUGAGCGCCUCCUGCUGACCAUCCUGGAUCACCUGUACAGCUGUCGCUUUGGGACGUUCCUCUACAACUGUGAGAGCGCACGAGACCAGCACGAGCUGAGGUCGAAGACGGUGUCUCUUUGGUCUCUGAUCAACAGUAAGAUGGAGAAUUAUUUAAACCCCUUCUACACCCCUGAGUCCGGCAGAGUCCUGUAUCCUGUCGCCAGCAUGCGCCACCUAGAGCUGUGGGUGACUUACUACAUCCGCUGGAACCCCCGCAUACGACAGCAGCAGCAGAGUCCGGUGGAGCAGCGCUACAAAGAGCUGUUGGCGCUCAGGGACGAGUACUUGAAGAAGCUGGAGGAGCUGCAGCUCUCUGACUCCUCCCCCUCCCCCCGCCUGGCUAACAGCCCCGCCCCCAACACCUCCUCCCCCUCCUCCCCUCCAUCACAACAGUACACACACCUACACACUCCACUCUGAGGGCUGCUCUCUCACACACACAUUUACACACACAUUUACACACACAUUUACACACACACAUUCUCACACGCACACAUUCUCACACACACACACAUUCUCACACACACACAUUCUCACACACACUCUCUUGCACUUAUGUCCUGUUCUGGUUUGUGUGUCACAGGAAGCUAACGAUGCUAACGUGCAGUGCUAACACAGAAUGCUAAUAAGACUUAGAUUUGAUUGUGACUUCUAACACACAUAGAGGUGAUGAUGGUGAUGAUGAUGAUAAUGAUGAUGCUGAUGAGGGUGAUUUAUGCAAUAUGUCACAGUACAGCCUUGUUACCAGACUUUUCUACACACUCAUCAAACUGAGAAGCCUUAAAGACGAACAGAGGCUUCAUGUCCAAGGGCUUCAACACCCACACGGAACACACACGGGACACACACACACACACACACACAGGGACACACACAGGGACACACACACACACAAACACACACACACACACACACAGACACUCACAGACACAGGAGACAUGGAUGAAGUAGGUGUGAUUGGAGGGACAAAAAGACGUUGUUUACAGGUGUUGAGUUUUCUGUGCACAACGUUAAAGGUCCCGAAUCUCUGAAACAGUAGAUCACUCUGAAGCUCCCGUGUCUCCUGUGUGUGUCCUGCUUCUCCUUCAUUGGUGUCCUGUGUGUCAUCACAGCGUCUCACUUUCACACGCAUUGCUACCUGCUGCACGGCGUCUUGAGUGUCGUCCCACGAGGAGUAGAUUUAGUUAGACCAGGUGUGUCAGAGUUUGGCCGGUCUGAUGUGGAUUUAGUCGCUCGUCACUCAUUGGUGAAUCUUGGGCUGAGUGUGUUUCGGUGUGUGUGUCAGGUGUGUGUUUAGGUGUGUGUUCAGGUGUGUGUUCAGGUGCUGCUGUCAGGUGUGUUUCAGCUCUGACAGAAACAGUUCUCACGAGGUUAGACGUGCUCGCUGGCUCACAGUGAUUAGGGUGUGAUUAGGUAUUCAGGUGCUGAAGUUAGUGUAGGGAUAUGAAGUGGUGCUGGCCUCUGAUCCUGAACACAGACCCUAGAUGGAGACCCAGACCAGGUCCAUGAAAGCCUUAUAAACAUGUUUAUACGCAGGGACAGGAGCAGAAAUAACCAAUCAGCUCUGGAUCCCUCUGAAAUACUCCUUUUAUAAAUCAGACUGUUCCCCCUCUCUGGAAACCCACAGGUGGUCUGAAGCACUUGUGCCUUUUGAACAGGUCUUUGAAUGGAAUCCUCAAAGUCGGAUUUCUGUCUUUGUCUACACAGAUCAGUCAGCUUGAUGCUGCAUUGACUGCUCUGUCACAGGCUGGUACUGACUGUGGUAUAAGCUCUAAAGCUGGGGCACAGUCGAGUCCUAAAAGAACCUUACGUGGGUGGAGUCGUGGAGUUCUUCAGCACAGAGGGUGAACUGUUCUUCCUGGCCUGUUUGACACUCAGAUUAAGGCUUGAUGCCUGAAACACGUUGACGUUGACACACCAGACCGUGGGCCAGUGUCCAUCUGUCACUGAGCACCAUUGGUCCUGCUUUUGCUCCUCGUCAUUUGCACAAGUGGACUCAUCUGUGGCUUCCAAUGGAGAACGAGAGCACACAUGCAUGGACAGAAGUCGACACCAGGGCAUGCUGCACAUCUGCAUCCUCAGGCUUGUUUCACAUGUGUAGCUGUGUAGCAUGCAGAGACCUGACCGGGUCUCUGAAACCUGUCCAGGGUCCAAACAGAGCCUAAGUGUUCACCCUCUGGAGGCAUGUAAGGCACACAGACCUAAGAGAACAUCAUCAGACCUCUCAAGUCGAAGUUCUGACGUGUCCCGUAACAUUUCUAUACAAAUCUCCACCAAGUAUCAAAGCUCUGGCAUCAACACACAGUAUGUCUGUGUCUGACUGAAGUGGACUUCCAGAGGACUCAGUAAACAGGGAAAGAAAAGCGACCUGUCCAAAAUGCAGAGGCUUCAUCAGUCUGGGGUUUGGUGAAGUCAUUGAGCUGUUUUCCACACAGCAUCUGUGCAGAGUCAAACUCAGGACAUCACAUGGACAGCAGUGUGUUGUUGGAAACAGAAUCUAAAAUCGCUUUGGUGCCCGUAGAGGAGGACUUGACUGUAAACUUGUUUAAAAACAGCCAGCUGCUAAAACGUCUCUCUGAUGUUCUGUAUCGUUCAUCAUGACUGUUGAUCACAAUCAUCCGUAGGCUGAACUUUCUGCCUCCUCUGUGUCGUUCAGUCGGCCCACAGUGGGCCCCUUAAUAAAAACUGAGCUCCUGAUGUCUGCACUACUGCAAGACAGACCUGCACCGGGUCACCUUAGCACCAUAGACCACCAGAGAGACGCUGCUUGGCGGGUAACUCUGGCAGCAGAGCAAGAGUCCAAAAAAUAGGUAACUGCUAGAAGGAGCUCCAGGUCUGGUCCUUGUCCACCUGAUCUUAAUAGAUCUGGUCCAGAUUUAGUCCAGCUCUGACACAGGGCUGUUCUCUCUGUCCACAUAGAAACCAUGAAGAUCAUUACUUCAGACUCAAACAGGGUAGAUAAACCUGGAGGUCUGCGGGCGACACAGCCUCAGCAGUUCUUUCCAUUUGCACCAAAAAAAUCCAAAUCCCGUUUCCUUGUUGUCGUUUAGUCUCUGAUUUGUCUCAAGAUCAGGAUAGAGAUCCUUCUGACACAGGAGUGACUCCAGGACGAGCAUUUCCAAUAUGGUUUGCCUCGUAGAGUUGCAUAGUGUGAGGAAAUGCUGGAUCCAGAAGGAUAGUCUGACUACCGGGGUCAAAGCGUGUCAGCCAGUCCUCCUCCUGACCCACGUUGGACUCUGGGUUGAAAGGAUCUUGACUUAAUCCUGAAUAAACGUUCUAAUCUUGAGACACUCACCAACGACAGAGGGACUGGACUUCUAGAGUUCUCGAUCCCCAAACAUUUCUAACCUUUUGCUCUAUAGAGUCCCUGAACUCCUAAAGAGGCAUCGUUCCUGGUAAAGGCCUCUGAGUGAUGGAGGCUCAGACCUACUCGGGGUGGUCACCUCACAGGGUUUUCAGUCAGUUGGCGGUGCCUGCAAGCGCUGCACUGUCAGUUUCCAUUUGAUCGUGGUGCAAUAAGUCAUUCUUCAGUGUGUCAGGUCUUGUCCAGAUUUGUGCCUUGAUUCUUGUGCGAAUCACCUCCGUGUCCUCGGAGAGAUGUCCUCCGGCGGUCCUGAGUCAUGUUUGAGAUCCAGUUCUUGGUAGUUUGGCGUUCAAAGUCUUUGAUUGAUGAAGCAUGAUGAAGUAAAAGUGUCGGCAUGAGGAAGAGUUCUUGUUGUGGAUGAGGGGAAGGUCGGAGCAAGUAGGGACGGGGAGGAAGGCAGCACUGGUUUGUGGUGAAUCCGUCUCGUGUUGAUCUUCGUGGUAUUGUUCUCGCCGCUCUUCCGCUGCAGUUGGACAGGGAACACUUCAGGGUUUGAUUCAAAGCUGAACUUUAAUCUGAAUUUUCAGUGUUCGGUAAAGAAAGGACGCUCGGGGCCUCGUCACGUGUCCAGCAUUCAGAGGACUUCAUGUUGACCCCAUCAGGAAGAUUCAGCACUGAUCGGAUUUUAGCACUGUUCUGCAACACAGUCGAGUCCAGGAGUCCCCCCCGGGUAAUGUUUAAAAUCCAGACUAUGUGCAGACCCAGGGACAGGAAGUCCAGACAAGCCAAGUCGGACAUUUGAAUCCCAAGCUUGAUCUUUCCUUUCUUUCCCAUCUAUCGCCUUCCUCUGCUCAAAGUGACGGGUUUGGAAUCAGUCACUGAGAGAAGGAUUUGAGCGAACCUGUUGGGUUCUAGUUUUUGCUUCGUGAGGUUUGUUCUUUAAGAUCUCAUCACACGGGUUCCUGCUCGUUCAAAGGGCUACAUGUUGGUGAGCAGGGAAAUUCGAUCAUCAUUUAACCUCCUGAAAUGACGAUCUUACAUUAACGUCAUCAAGGUACCUCUGUCGAUUCGCUCAUUCGUUGUUCCAGAGAUCUGUCAGACGCAGUUUCAGGGUUGACGUUGGAAACAGAACGUGUACUCACAGGGUUUUAAAGGGAGCUGGUUUAUUCCGCCUUCAGUCUGAUCUCAAACAUGACUCGUAUAAGUGGGCGUGUCUCGGAGCGGGCAGGUGGAGGUGAUCUAACAGGUUCUACCAAACGGAUUCUGUGUGGACGUCUUUGUUAAAGAGAGGAAUCUGGUUUCAGGAGGUUUUGUGACGACGGCGACAGAAGAGAAGCGACACAGAGCGUGCGUGGAGGGUCGGUCGUGUUUUUAGGGAAAAAACAGAUGAAAUCUAUUUUUUUUAUUUUUUACUCUGUACAAGAACCAUGAUGUAAUUACCUCAAUCAAAACCUAUUUUACUGCCUAAAGUUCUAUUGUUGUAAAAUACAAUUAUUUUAUGUAGUGUACAAUCUUACAGUUUUAUAAUAAGGAAAGUAAUGUUGGUUCAGAAAUUGUUGGUAUAAAUUGUGGAUUUCUGCUCCAUUGGUUUAAAGUGUUUCUCUUUUAUUUUGGCGGGCAUUUUUUCGAACUGUAGAGACAGAAGCUUCCGGGUCAUGCCCUUAGGGGUCUAUGGUGGAUCUGAGGAGCUCUGUCUCUGAUUCAGUCGGACUCUUUGGUUCGUGUAGGGGUUCUCGUAGUUUGGGGGUUUUGUGUAAUAAUCUAGCCUGCUUUUUAUAAAUACACAUGAAAUGUGUUUCAGGAUCGUUUUGGCAUCAACAAGGGAAGGUGACCCCAGAAACAUUUCAAAUAUAUUUCUUUAAUCAUGUUAUCUCCUCUCCACAGUCUGUUGGAUGGCUCCUGUUCUGUAAAUAUUACUGAUUAAAUUAAUUUAAGGAUUUCUGA